This is a messenger RNA of Saccostrea cuccullata (small rock oyster), 918 nucleotides long. RefSeq lists its product as uncharacterized. The coding region runs from base 378 to 836 and encodes 152 amino acids. NCBI's taxonomy places the organism in Eukaryota, Metazoa, Mollusca, Bivalvia, Ostreida, Ostreidae. The record is from RefSeq and is a predicted model, not a curated record. The transcript is spliced from 4 exons.
CUGAUUGUAGAGUUAGUUCAGUAAGUUUUCACCUGACAAUUGAACAUGUGGACACGCAGCUUUGACGCAUUAAAAGAUCCUGAAAUUUGAGAAAACUACUUCAGAUUAAUAGAAAUUCCCAAUGAGCACAAUUAAGUGUGUGAAAGACUAAUUUAAGGUGGUAAGUGUACCAAUCGCAGAUCAAAUCCCCACAGCCUCUUGACACCAGCAACAAAGGGAACCAGAUUACCAAAUAAAAGAGAGAGAAUGGAGAUCCCCCCUUAAGCUGUAGAAAAGAAGAUCAGAUAUCUCGAGAUCAGAGAGAGGACAAAGAGGGGACAGACAGUGCACUCUGAAAUGUGUCACAGAGAUCUAGAUUUAUAGGAAAUACCAGUAAAAUGAUUUAUAAGGUAUAUAAAACACAUCAUCAAUAUUCAAGCAGAUCGUCCUGCACUGUACUGCGCUUUAACAAGCCUUCUCCCUGUCUGUUUAUAUUUUUUGUUGUGAAUGGCCGACCUAUCAGAAGGCUUAUCCACGCCAGCAUGCAGCUUUUCCCGGCUAACGUCAAUGAAGGAUGUGUCUCGUCUGCUGCUGACCCGUGGAUAAUACCUGUCAUGUAUCAUGAACUUACUAUGGACCAAUUUAUCAAGUUCUUCAUAGCCUUCGAAAAUACAUACGGUAUUAGAACAUUUGUCUCCGUUGCUCCACAAGGUUUGAUCCUAUUUUUCUUCAAAAGAAUAUCUAGUUUCAUUCAAAAACGCGUCUUGAAUUUCAAGACCAUUGAUUGUGAGAACACACUGCUCAGGGUUAUUAUGACUUACUGCAGCUGUAGAAAACGUCUUCAAACUGUUGUAUAAUAAAUAUUGCCGGUAAGCUGAAUGGCUAGGUCAUAUAUUAUUACUUGUAAAAGAUCAAUUCGGGUACAUGUUCAUAAGUUCA